AUGCCGACCGAAGGAGUCGAGUUCACCACUAUUGGUGUUGUUGGCGUAGGCAGCAUGGGGGCUGCGAUGAGUCUUCUUUUCGCCGAGAACGAUUAUCGUGUCUUCUUCUACGACCCUAGCAAAGAAAACAUAGACAAGUUGAGAAGAGACGCCAUGAAUCUUGGUCUGGAUGACCGUGUCACGGCACGGGAGAGCUAUGAGGAUCUGUGCGAGACUGUGAAGGCGCAAAGCAAGCCGGGUGUGUUCGUCUUCAGCACCCCGCAUGGCUCCGUCGGCGAUGAAGCUAUUCAGGGUCUUUUGUCGGGUGGCAAUCUGGAGAGGGACGACAUCAUAAUCGACUGCGCGAAUGAGCAGUGGCAAGCUACUGAAAGACGACAACGAGAGCUCGCGCCAAAAGGCAUUCAUUAUAUCGGAUGCGGAGUGUCGGGCGGUUACCAGAGCGCCAGAUCCGGUCCCUCUUUCUGUCCCGGUGGUGAUCCCGACGUGGUACGCCGGAUUCUCCCUUUUCUGGAAAAGCUCGCGGCCAAGGGGCGAGACGGCAAGCCUUGCACAGGCCUCGUGGGACCGGGAGGAAGUGGGCACUUUGUGAAGAUGGUUCACAAUGGCAUCGAGCAGGGCAUGAUGUCUGUACUGGCAGAAGUGUGGUCGAUCAUGAUGCAGGGCCUCGAAAUGAGCUAUUCUGAGAUCGGAGCUGUGUUCGACCAGUGGAAUUCGUCGGGCCCUUUGCAUGACUGCUUUCUCAUCAAGAUCGCAGUCGACAUCUCAAACGCUAGAGAUGAGUAUGGAGAGGAUCCUCUGGGCCAUAUCAGAGACAAGGUCGUGCAGGAUGUUGACGAGACUGAGGGAACCGGCAACUGGACCUGUCGAGAUGCCAUCAGCCUGCACAUCCCUGCAGCAACGAUCGUCAGCGCUCAUCUGUUCCGGUUUGCGUCCGCCUUUGCCGGACAACGCAAGCACAACAAAGAUGCUGCGAAUGGAGGCGUGGAGUCGAGAACGCUGGACGUCACCUCCAGAGAAGACUUUCUCAAUCAUCUGCAGAAGGCGACUUACUUUGGAUUCCUUACUUGCUUUGCACAGGGUAUGGACAUGAUCCAGGCUCAGGACGCCAAGAUGACCUGGAAGCUCAACUACAGAAAUAUUCUCCAACUGUGGCGCGGCGGAUGCAUCAUCCAGACGGACGGCAUCGUCGACGUGCUUGACGCCAUGUACAGUCGCGAGGACCGCAAUAUCGAAGACGACGUACUUUCCAACCACGAGGUUGGAAACGAUCUAUCAUGCAACUUCUCUGCCACGAAGGAAGUCAUCCUGAAAGCUGUUGAGGCAGACCUCUGUGUCCCUGCGUUGAGCCAAAGUCUCGAGUAUUACAAAUACUCAACGUCGAAUGAGCUUCCCACGCAAUUCAUGGAGGCGGAGCUAGAUUACUUUGGAAAACACAUGUUUGACAAGAUGGAGGACGUUUUCCCGGGCGAGCCCAAAGCAGGCCAGCAUCAUUUCGAGUGGAAGCCAGCCAAAGGAAAGAGAGAUUAG
Molecule: messenger RNA, 1527 nt
Organism: Colletotrichum chrysophilum
Lineage: Eukaryota; Fungi; Ascomycota; Sordariomycetes; Glomerellales; Glomerellaceae
Exons: 3
Coding region: 1-1527 (508 amino acids)
Biological process (GO): pentose-phosphate shunt; pentose-phosphate shunt, oxidative branch
Cellular component (GO): cytosol
Molecular function (GO): NADP binding; phosphogluconate dehydrogenase (decarboxylating) activity
Source: RefSeq, a predicted model, not a curated record